AUGCCUCGAGAUCCUCUCAUUGGCCUGGUAGGAAAACCAUCCUCUGGCAAAUCCACCACAUUGAAUAGUUUCACAACAAUAGACCCUCAACGAGCCGUCGGAUAUUUGCAGGUCGAUUGCGCCUGCCUAAGACAUAAUCUGACGGAGAAAUGUCGACCGAAUUAUGGCUCCUGUGUGAAUGGCAAGAGAUCGGUGCCGAUAGAAUUACUUGAUGUUGCUGGUCUAGUUCCUGGUGCCCAUGAAGGCAAAGGCUUGGGAAACAAGUUCCUGGACGAUUUACGCCAUGCAGAUGCUCUUAUCCACGUGGUGGAUGUCAGUGGCACCACCGACGCCGAAGGAAAAGCCACACGAGGCUACGAUCCGAGCGUCGACAUUGAAUGGCUACGAGGGGAAAUCGUCCGUUGGAUACAAGGGAAUCUGAUGGAGAAAUGGGGAAGCAUCAAGAGACGACAUGUCGCCGUCAAAGCCUCCCCAGUGGAAACACUCCAGGCCCAGUUCUCGGGUUACGGCAGCACCAGCGCCAUAGUGGCUCGUUGUCUCGAUCGGCUACACCUGAAGCAAUCCCUGGAAGAGUGGGGUGAUGAAACAAUCCUCAAAGUCGUCAAUGCCUUCACGGAUGAGAAGUUCCCCACCGUCCUGGCCCUGAACAAAAUCGACCACCCGGACGCUGAUCGCAACAUUGCAAAAAUCGCCAAACAACAACCCGCCAAUAGUAUCGUUCUGUGCAGUGCCAUCUCCGAAGUCUUCCUCCGUCGACUAGCUAAGCAAGGCUACAUCAAAUACAAAGAAGGCGCAGAAUAUCUGGACACACGAGAAGAUCUAAUUGAACAAGGUGACCCGGACGGCGGAGGCCUCAAAGAGAUGGACGAUAAGUUGAAACAACGCAUUGAGAAUCUCAAGGACAUGGUCCUCUACCGAUUUGGCAGUACCGGGGUAGUACAAGUCUUAACUCGCGCAGCAGCCCUGCUCGGUCUGGUCCCGGUCUUCCCUGUGAAAAACAUCCACACGUACGGCUCAGGGACGGCCGGGUCGACAGCUGUAUUUCGAGACUGUGUUCUCGUCAAGAAGAACAGUACGGUCGCAGACGUGGCGAGAAAAGUCAUGGGUGAUGCCCCCAUUGCUUUUGUCGAGGGUGAUGGGGGGCGGAGAGUCGCGGAAGACCAGAUCAUCAGCGUCGGCAAGAACGAUAUCCUUUCUUUCCAUGUUGGACGGUGA
Messenger RNA from Rhinocladiella mackenziei CBS 650.93, 1215 nucleotides. RefSeq lists its product as uncharacterized. Gene Ontology annotation, molecular function: GTP binding; ATP hydrolysis activity. Lineage: Eukaryota; Fungi; Ascomycota; Eurotiomycetes; Chaetothyriales; Herpotrichiellaceae. The coding region runs from base 1 to 1215 and encodes 404 amino acids. Gene Ontology annotation, cellular component: cytoplasm. The record is from RefSeq and is a predicted model, not a curated record. The transcript is spliced from 2 exons.